Molecule: messenger RNA, 3565 nt
Organism: Elgaria multicarinata webbii
Lineage: Eukaryota; Metazoa; Chordata; Lepidosauria; Squamata; Anguidae
Gene: TREX2
Product: three prime repair exonuclease 2
Exons: 3
Coding region: 933-1622 (229 amino acids)
Biological process (GO): DNA catabolic process
Cellular component (GO): cytoplasm
Molecular function (GO): nucleic acid binding; 3'-5'-DNA exonuclease activity
Source: RefSeq, a predicted model, not a curated record
AAGAGCCCUGCAUCAUCAGACCAAGGGUUCCAUUUAGUCUAACACCUGGCCGGCCAGAUCCCUCCAAAACCUGAAGGUGCACUUCUCCCCCACAGUUUUCCCGACCUCUCCCAGAAACUGGUACUCUGCAGUACACCCAUUGGGCCUGUUGGAAUGUAAGGACAACUCACGGAUUAAGAAAACUUUUCUUUCAUAGGUUGCCUAGCCUGUCAUCUGGACAUGGAGCACUCAGCCCUUGACCCAAUCCCAAGGUCAUUGCCCCCCAAAAAGGAAGUUCCGUUUAGCCAUCAUAGUUAACUGCAUCUGCUCGGCAACACUAGGUCCUCCUCCCCGAUUUUGUACCCCUUUGUAGAGGGAAUCUUUUGUUGUUCUCCGAGCGGCCACUGGGGGCGCAGGAGAACGAUUUGAUAUUUUUAAACUGCAAAUUAAACAAAUGCUUACAUCUGCAUAAGUUUUUUAGAUAAAGACAUCAAAAUCGGCACAGUAAUAGAUAUUAAGGAGGGCUUUCAGCAUAACAAGUUUGAAUCGGAUUGGGUUGUCCGUUGACUUUUUAAAAUGUUUUUUUUUACAUCCCCCCCCACCUUUAAACCCUUUUCCUGGUAUGCAAAUGAUUUUAGGAGCGCCAACGCCUGGGGUGUGAUUUAGCUAACAACAACAAUGAUGACAGCUCUAUGCCAUGGGGAUAAUUCGAGGGAAACAGCCAGGAGCCGGGUUUUGGGGACUUGCCUGAACAUGCAACUUUCGAUUUCAUCGCGGAGCGCUUCGAAAGUCAGACACGCACCCAGUUGAAAGCAUCGCUGCCUCUGGUUGAGGUUCCUCCCGGCGCUUGGUAAGCAAACCAAGGGGAUCCGCUUGAGUUCUUCUUCUGCUCCUGCUGCCAACAUUUAGGAAAAGUUAGGAUUAGGAAUUUCCUUUCUCUCCGCUUAAAAGCCAUGGCUUCUUUCCAGAGCUUCCAAACGUUUGUCUUCCUUGAUAUUGAAACCACCGGCUUGCCCCAUGACCAGCCUCGCAUGGCUGAGCUGUGUCUCUUCGCUGUUAAUCGCCAUUCCCUGCAACGCUCUCAAAUGGAUAUCUUGAUGACUCCUCAGGAGCGGCUCCCGCGCAUCAUAGACAAACUCACCCUCUGCAUUGACCCCCAGAAACCCUUCACCUUUGAAGCACAGCGGAUCACUGCGCUGAGCAAACAGGACCUGGAGGAGAACCACAAGCCACCUAUGAACAAAGCGGUGGUGGAAGCCCUGAAGGGGUUUCUGGACCGGCAAGCUGGUCCCGUCUGCUUGGUGGCCCACAACGGCAAUGGUUUUGACUUCCCCAUACUUCGUACAGAGCUAAGGCAAGUGGGGGCUGACCUGCCCGGAAACACUGGCUGCCUGGACACUCUGCCGGCCUUCAGAGACCUGGUUAAAGGUCCUCGCAUGAGCUACCGGCUGGGGGAUCUCUACCGACACUUCUAUAGCCAGGACCCUACCAGAGCCCAUUCAGCUGAGGGAGAUGUGAUCACUCUUCUCCUGGUGUUCCUUGCCAAGGCCCCAGAGCUGUUGCUAUGGGCAACCAUUCACGCUAGCUCCUGGGGGCAGAUCUCGACUUUGUACCUCCCCAGACUGAACAGUAGCAGAAACUGAUUUUUUUUAAACCAAAUGACCCUGCCCCCCCCCCUCGCCCCCAUACACACACAAACACACAUACAUGAAACCAAAACUAGAAAGAGCAAAGGUGGCUUUAUAUGAUGCUGAAGUGUCCUCCUGUACCUGCUGGGCUGAUUAAAACUAACUUGCCUUGGAAGACCAGGGAGAUGCGGUAUCCCUAUGCAGGCAUCCGCCCUAAAAGUGUAAGGCCACAAAAGUGCAAAGGGCUAGGAUGUGCACGCCGUCCCCAAUGUCCCUGUGCGUGUCAGCUCUGCCCAUGGCUUUGUACAUUUAGGAUUGGGGAAGUAUUACUCCCAGCAUCCUUCACCAUUGGCCGCACUGGCUGAGGCUGAUGGUAACUGGAGUAUUAACGACUUCUGGAGGGCUACAGGUAAUCCAGCCCUGGUCUGAAGAGACUCUUUUUAAGUGUGCUCAAGAGACAGGGCCUUUUGGGUUGUGGAACCCUGCUUACGGAAUUCCCUCCCCGAGGAAGCUUGCCUUACGCCCACACUACUUCUCUUUUGGCACUUUUUCUCCUAGACACUUUAGAUUCCGGCUCUUAUAGUUUAGCUACGCCUGUAGAAUGCUAUCGUGACUGCUAUUAUAUAUUUUAAUAUUUCCUGUGCUGAUUAAUGUUCUCAUUGUGUCCAAUUUGUAUUCGUUUAUCAUGUAAUCUGCCCAGAGAGGUUUUUAUUAGUGGAUGAACUAAAACUGAAUUAUUUUGUUCACACUCAAAACAUGUGAAGGUCAGGCGUAGAGUGGGUAGGGCUGGGAUGCAGGCCCCAGGCCCCCUACACACUUUGUGGCCUCAUGGUGUUUAGGCAAAAUUCCUGAAUAGGGCUAGUGUUGGGUUUGGAAAUGUGGAACUCGGGGUUCAGAUCUCUACCGUUCAGCUCACUGGGAUGCCUUUGGGUAAGUCACUAGAUCUCAACACCAAUGGAGACAAGCUAUUUUAAAAGCAGAUGCAUUUAAACCACCCCUGCCUUCAAAGUAGUUUGAAAUACUACUUACCUACAUUUCAGUAAAAGUAAUUGUAUCUGCUUUUGGAAUUACUGAAAUUGAGGAGUUUCUACUGCUGUUUUAAAACUGCUGUCUGCCCUUCUCCCCAGUUGAAACACACACGCACACAUUUUUGAGGUGUUCAUUUGUGAACUACGUGAAUAGGAUAGGGAAAUACCCAAACUGUACUCUGAAAGUUUAUAUUAUUUCACUAUUUUAUUUACAACAUUUCCAUGUCUAGUUAUCUGUUCUAACAGAGUUGACAAAAGAUGGCCAUUGCACCCUUUUAUUGAGUUUAUAAGGGAUACAAGGGCUAGAUGCCCUAGGUCUACACUGUGUGUUUCUUUUUCUACUUGUCUAAUAAGAUACUAGCGGACUCUUCUGAAUGAUAUUUUGUGGGAACGUUAGAUAACGAUGCUUGGGGGGCGGUUUGCUUGAAUGUUAUAUUGUUUAUACUACACAUUGCAUUUCCUUAUAUAUUAUAAUAAAAUCUAUUUUAGAAAACAGUUGUCUGGGGGGAAUAUCCCAUCGAGGUGUAAGACCUCAGUAUUUGGCAUUCAGGGGUUGAGUGACUCUGAACAUGGAAGUCAUGUUUUUGACUAUCCUAGCAAAGAGACCUUAUCUGCCAGAUAGUUACCCAAUACUUUUAUUAAAAAUCUCUUUGUGCUACUGAUCAUUACAACAUCUUAUGGAGAUGGCUGCUAAUUAGUAAACUAUGUGUUGUGCUAGGAAGUACUUCCUGUUGUUUAUCUUGUAUGCCUGGUUCAUUAGAUGACUUGAUUUCUUUAAUGGUUCUGUUCAAAAAUAUACAACUAAUUUUUUUAGUUACAACUAAUUAAUAAUCAGCAUCAUUAAUUUUUGUGAACCGCCCAGAGAGCGCCGGCUAUUGGGCGGUAUAGAAAUGUAAUAAAUAAAUAAAUAAACUACUAUUUUAAAAAUUG